GCCGCCGCGAAGAACAAAUGAAGAAUAAGUUAGCCGGAAGACGUUGGUGAGGUGAGUUCGCGCUGGUACCAACUUUGGGCGUCGCGACGCUUUACGUAACAUCUGGAUGCCGGCAACAAGUGCGACUGGUCUGGUUUCUUCGGUCAAAUUUUCAAGCAUGUGCCGAAGCAACUAAAAAAAAAGAUAAAGGGAACUGAACAGUGUUUGGAUAGUUAAGGGUGCGAAGGUUCUAAUGUGAUAGAUUUUGGUGAUUUACUUCGUUAACUAUGGAUGGAUCAGUACAAUCCUGAGUGAUUUUCAUCUAGAAUGGAUGAGGCUGAUGUCCCAUCGAGUUCGAACCACAGUGAAAAUCUGAAGCUUUGGCCAUGGGACGAGGAUUUGCCACCCGCAUUCGACCCAUCGGAUGGAGGCUUUCUGAGCUUUGUGCCUCCACCACCACGACCCUGGUUUCUAGAAGACGUGGCUCCUGAUGGAGUGACCACGUGCGAUCUGUGCUCUUGGGCUAUGCAAGAUGGGCAGGCGAUUAGUUUCGAAGGCAGAGAAUCAGCUGGAGAACUUGGCUGGGUUCUGACACUGGUAAUCGUAUCAGUGAGUUCCGCACUAAUAGGCGCAGUGAUUAUGAUAAUAGUGCUGCAUUGCAAAAGCAGGCUGAAGAAUUCGUCCCUAAGUGAGACAGAAUGUGGUAUUUCAAUGCAUCAACGACAACUCUCAACUCGACCACCGAUUCACACGCCCGAUGACAAAGAAAUCAGCACAAUCACGCCGGCAACUUUCCCCAAUAUGCCCAUGUGUACGAAUGCCAAUGGAGUCUGGUCGUGGCUGGCGAGGAGAAAUAUCACGUCCCCAAACAACCUAAACGGCCCUCCAAGUUCGCACGUGAUGGAGAACCAUUACACCCACAUGGAAGAUCAGUAUAACGUCGAAGAAGCGCUUUACGCCGAACUGGAUCGCGACAACCCAGAUGCGGCAGAUGGAGAUAGAAACAAUUCGCCAGCUUACCAGAAUUCUGCGUACACUGAUACGGACGCACCGACUUCCAGCGCUCCAUCCAGUGCGUAUUAUUCCGAUCUUUCGGUUACAACGGUGCCAGAAAGGGCGUACGAAGUGGUGGGACUGUCCACCCUGUCGUUAGAUCCCGCAGGGGACACCCGAAGACCUGCAGGGCGAUUGGCUGCGAUUUGUGAAAGUGGUGGUAGCAGCAUCCAUUCGGAUUACGUUUAAUAAGAAAAUCACUGAAACCCAUUCCCAGAUUUAUCCCGUGAAACUAAGGUAUUUUCUGUGUUUUCUUUUAGUUCGCAUAUGGAAUGUCGUUGUUGGAUGUCAUGUCGUUGUAAAUAUACUUGCCUGAUGUAUAUAAUGUACAUAAUAUUUAUCGAAUCUGAUACAUUCCAUAUGUUGAACGUAGGUAAUGUGUUUGUGUCUGUGUAUGUAUGUACAAUUGCAAAAAGUUGCAUAAUGUCCAAAUAAAUGUCGAUAAAGAACCA
Molecule: messenger RNA, 1484 nt
Organism: Dendroctonus ponderosae (mountain pine beetle)
Lineage: Eukaryota; Metazoa; Arthropoda; Insecta; Coleoptera; Curculionidae
Exons: 6
Coding region: 307-1221 (304 amino acids)
Source: RefSeq, a predicted model, not a curated record